Hibiscus syriacus is the source of this 1589-nucleotide messenger RNA. RefSeq names its product AP2-like ethylene-responsive transcription factor At2g41710. The coding region runs from base 140 to 1411 and encodes 423 amino acids. The transcript has 9 exons. The record is from RefSeq and is a predicted model, not a curated record. NCBI's taxonomy places the organism in Eukaryota, Viridiplantae, Streptophyta, Magnoliopsida, Malvales, Malvaceae. Gene Ontology annotation, biological process: regulation of DNA-templated transcription. Gene Ontology annotation, molecular function: DNA binding; DNA-binding transcription factor activity.
GAAAAUCAGUCCCCCAAAAAUCCAACAGCUCCACACUCACACUUUCACUCUCAACUUCAUUGUUUUUCUCUUUGGUUUCUCGUAAUUAUUUCGCUUAGGGUUAGGGUUUUUUGCCUUUUUUUUAUUUUUUUCGUUAAACAUGGCUUCGACGUCGUCUUCGGAUCCUGGGAUGAAAGCGGAAGCCAGUGGCGGAGAGAAUUCGGAGACUGUGAUAGCAAACGAUCAGCUUUUAUUGUGCAGAGGGUUGAAGAAAGCGAAGAAAGAGAGGGGCUGCACUGCUAAAGAACGUAUCAGUCAGAUGCGGCCUUGCACCGCCGGCAAACGCAGUUCCAUUUACCGAGGAGUCACCAGGCAUAGAUGGACUGGUCGUUAUGAAGCUCACCUUUGGGAUAAAAGUACUUGGAAUCAAAAUCAGAAUAAAAAGGGGAAGCAAGUCUACUUAGGGGCAUAUGAUGAGGAGGAGGCUGCUGCAAGGGCAUAUGACCUUGCUGCUUUGAAAUACUGGGGUCCUGGGACACUUAUUAAUUUUCCUGUUACUGACUAUACUAGGGAUCUUGAAGAGAUGCAGAAUGUGUCAAGAGAGGACUACCUUGCAUCUCUUCGAAGAAAAAGCAGUGGUUUCUCAAGAGGAAUUUCUAAAUAUCGUGGGCUUUCAAGUCGCCGGUGGGGCUCAUCAUUUGGUCGUGUUUCUGGAUCGGAAUACUUUAAUAGUAUACAUUAUGGUGAUGAUCCUGCCACAGAAAAUGAUUAUAUUGGUGGUUUUUGCAUCGAGAGAAAGAUUGAUUUAACUGGUCAUAUCAAGUGGUGGGGAACCAACAAAACUCGUCAAGCAGAAGCUGGAGCAAAGUCUUCUGAAGAAACUAAACAUGCAUGUCCAGAAGACAUUGGCAGUGAACUUAAAACAUCAGAAUGGGCAGUGCAGCCUACUGAACCAUACCAGAUGCCCCGUCUUGGCACAUCUCUUGAAGGGACAAAACGUAAAGGGUCCUCUGUCUCUGCCUUGAGUAUAUUGUCCUGUUCUGCCGAUUUCAAGAGCCUGCAAGAGAAAGCUCUAAAAAACCAAGAACAGGAUACUGAAAAUGAUGAGAAUGAGAACAAAAAUACUAUAAACAAAAUGGAUCUUGGCAAGGCAGCUGAGAAAUCAGUAAAUCAUGACACUGGGAGUGGUAGACUUGAAGCCACAAUGGGGAUGACUGGUGGAUUGUCUCUUCAGAAAAAUGUGUUCCCUUUGACUCCCUUCUUGUCUGCUCCACUUCUCACCACCUACAAUACCAUAGACUCCUUGGUGGACCCUGUGCUUUGGACAUCCCUUGUUCCUGCUCUUCCCACUGGACCAUCUCAUAAUCCUGAGGUUACGAAGACGGGGACGAGCUCGAGCUCGGCAUAUACUUUGUUUCGGCCCGAGGAAUGAGUGACGAGGGUGUUUUGCUUGAAUUCUUAUGUUGCAGAUUUCCUUUUUUAUAAAACACGGGUCAGUUUAUCUUAGAAUCGGACUUUUGCUUUAUUUGUACAAGUUUGUCACCUGAGUUUUGAGAGCAUAGGAAAAAAAUGCAGUGUAUAUUGUAUAACAUGAAAGCUAUCCCUGUAUC